CAGAGGCGGUGUCGUUGCCCCCUUUUUAUUUCCCCUUUCGUGUCCCGGUAGGAAUUAGGUUUCGACGCCAUGGAGAACGAUAGCUUCGACGCCCGAGUAAAGCGCCUCUUCGGCUCUCGUCUCUUCGAUACCGUUCCCGAAAACUCCUUCCCGGCGUCUUCUUGGAACGUCGCUGCUGGCGAUGUCGAGCGGCAACGCUGGAUCCGGGAGAAAGCCCCCGGCACCGACCGCGAGGAUGACCCCUGUGCCUCCGCAUUUGAUGAAGGAGGUUGCUUCGCGCAGAAAUCCAAGAGGUCCAAAAGGGACCGCAAGAGGAAGUCGAAAGACGACCUGGAUGGAUUCGAUGAGGAGGAGGAGGAGUUGGACACCGAAGGUAGUGGCGAGGAAGACGAUGAAGCCAAUGAUGAAGACCAAGAGGCGCAGCAUGUUAGGGCUUCUGUGGGGCUCGAUCCAACCCUCGACCGUGAGGAGGAGGAGGAUGAAUAUGAUAUGGCAGCCAUGAAUCGGAAAGUUACCAUGGAGCGCAUAUACAUGAAAGAUGUCAAUGACUACGGCCCUUUUUUGAACUUCCACGCGGCAAUCCCUGAUUCCCUUGAUGAUUUGUCCGAAGAGGUCCAUGAUUUUAGUAGAGAUCCCCGUGCUGACCAUUUUGCAGCCAGUGUAAGGCUCAGCGAAGAUGUCAAGGCAGUGGGAAAUAACCAAAUUGCUGAAGAUGGCAUCAAAUUGAAGUCUAUUCUGAAAAGGAAAGCAAAUCAUAUUGAUUCCAACCCAAAAAAACGUGUUCAUUUUAGUCCAGGAUGCAACGACAGCAAUUUUAAGGCUAAUGAAGAACAAGUGUCUCUUGUAGCCCCUCAGGCCACGGAGGCAAUGGUUGAUGGAGAAAACAAUUUACAAAUUCCUGAAGACCACCCUAAAAUCCCCGAUUACUUGAGGAACCCCACUAAGUAUACUUGCUACAGCCUGGAGUCAUCAAUUGAUGUGGAUGAUGGAACUAACAAGAAGGCAUUUGAAGAUUUAAGAAAUUUGAUGAAGCAUUCAAACCCUGCUGAGACGGUGGCACUUGAGAGUUCUGCUGCACUUCCAAUGUCCAUCACUUUCACACCUCAGAAGAAAUCACAAGGUAAUAUGUUGAUCGACAGCAGCUGCCAAACCCAUUCCCUUGGAAUAUCAAUAGACACAUCUGAAAAUGAUACAUGUGGAAUGGAUGAAGAUGAUACUCGUGUAGGAGAAGCUAGCACUCGUGGAAGAAAAGCUCCGCGAAAUUAUCGAUCAAAGUCAUCCGAUGAUUCAUAACUUCCUUUUUUUUAAUGUUGUAAUGUUUUGUGGUCAUGAAGCCUCGCUGUGGAACAAUUUUUAUUCAGGGUGUGAUUUUGCUACAUGUAGUGUCUAGAUGCACCAUAUAAGUCUUUCUAGCUAUCAGGCUCAAGUAAAGUUUAUUGGGUUAAUAGUUGCUUGAAGACAUUUACUUUGCAUCA
Messenger RNA from Zingiber officinale, 1475 nucleotides. RefSeq lists its product as uncharacterized. The transcript has 2 exons. The record is from RefSeq and is a predicted model, not a curated record. Bases 70 to 1293 code for a protein of 407 amino acids. NCBI's taxonomy places the organism in Eukaryota, Viridiplantae, Streptophyta, Magnoliopsida, Zingiberales, Zingiberaceae.